Molecule: messenger RNA, 4236 nt
Organism: Toxotes jaculatrix (banded archerfish)
Lineage: Eukaryota; Metazoa; Chordata; Actinopteri; Toxotidae
Gene: enpp2
Product: ectonucleotide pyrophosphatase/phosphodiesterase 2
Exons: 25
Coding region: 100-2646 (848 amino acids)
Biological process (GO): immune response; phosphatidylcholine catabolic process
Molecular function (GO): scavenger receptor activity; alkylglycerophosphoethanolamine phosphodiesterase activity; nucleic acid binding
Source: RefSeq, a predicted model, not a curated record
UCAACGGUCCUCCUCUCCGGUGGUCCUGCGGUUUUCGGAGUCAGCAUCAGUCACUCUCCCACCUACAGCACAGGACUACGCUCAGCCCGACAGAGGAACAUGUUGCUGCAGAAACUGUUUGUUUGGACCCUGUCAGUCCUGUGUGGCACCGAUGUGUGUUUUGGAUUUGUCUACGACCGGCCCAGACGCUCAGGAGAGGACGGGACUUCAGCCAGGACAGAGUCUCGCUCUGCGUCUCAGUACGUACCGACCUCCGGCUCCUGCAGGAACAGGUGUUUCGAACUGGUUGAGUUGGAGCCACCAAACUGUCGCUGUGACAACCUGUGUAAGACCUACCACAGCUGCUGCUCGGACUUUGACCAGCUCUGCCUCAGGACAGAGGGGGGCUAUGAGUGCAGUAAGGACCGAUGUGGGGAGACUCGGAAUGAACAGCAUGCCUGCCACUGCUCUGAUGACUGUCUGGCCAGAGGAGACUGUUGUACCAACUACAGGACACUCUGUAAAGGUGACAGUUCAUGGCUGCAGGAUGAGUGUGAGGAGAUCAAGACCCCUGAAUGUCCAGCUGGGUUUGUGCGUCCACCGCUCAUCAUUCUGUCAGUGGAUGGAUUUCGAGCCUCUUAUGUGAAGAGAGGAAACACUGUCAUACCCAACAUCGACAAACUCAGAACGUGUGGAACACAUGCUCCAUACAUGAGACCUGUUUAUCCCUCCAAGACGUUUCCCAACCUCUACUCACUGGCUACGGGUCUCUAUCCAGAGUCUCAUGGUAUCGUUGGUAACUCCAUGUACGACCCUGUGUUUGAGGCCACCUUCACCCUGAGAAGCCGAGAGAAACUCAAUCAUCGCUGGUGGGGAGGACAGCCAGUCUGGAUCACAGCACUCAAACAGGGACUUAAGGCUGCCACCUUCUUCUGGCCCAUUGCCAUCCCAUUAGAGAGGAGGAUACUGACCAUGCUGCAGUGGCUGCACCUCCCUGAAGGAGAGAGGCCCUAUGUUUACGCCAUGCACUCUGAACAACCUGACACAUACGGACACAAAAUGGGGCCCAUGAGCACGGAACUGAACAACCCUCUAAGAGUUAUUGACAGAAUUGUUGGUCAGCUGAUGGAUGGACUGAAGCAGAUGAAACUGCACCGCUGUGUCAACAUCAUCCUGGUGGGGGAUCACGGUAUGGAAGAGGCCCACUGUGAUCGCACUGAGUUCCUCAGCAACUACAUGACCAGUGUUGAUGACAUCAUCCUCAUCCCCGGGUCCCUCGGCAGAAUACGCUCCAGAUACCCCAACAACCCUAAAUAUGACCCCAAAGCUGUUGUUGCAAAUCUAACAUGUAAGAAAACAGACCAGCAUUUUAAGCCGUACUUGAAGCAGCACCUGCCUAAGAGACUGCACUACGCUAACAACCGACGCAUUGAAGACAUUCAUCUGCUGGUGGAGAGGAAGUGGCACGUUGCCAGGAAAGUUCCUGAAGGGAGGAGGCCCUGUGGCUUCUCUGGGGACCAUGGUUAUGACAAUAAGAUCACCAGCAUGCAGACCAUUUUCUUGGGCUAUGGACCGAUGUUUAAAUUCAAGACUAAAGUUCCAGCCUUUGAAAACAUUGAGCUUUAUAAUGUCAUGUGUGAUCUUCUGGGUCUGAAGCCAGCCCCUAAUAAUGGAACCCACGGCAGUCUGAACCACCUGCUGAGAAGCCCAGUCUAUAGACCCACCAUGCCGGAAGAGGUUUCCAGACCAACAGCUUCAGGUCUGGUUCCCAUGGGAACAGAUGACCUGGGCUGCAGCUGUGAUGACAAGAACAAAGUGGAGGAGCUAAACCAGCGACUGAGGCAAGCUAUGGAUGACAGCAGGAACCUGCCAUACGGUCGACCUGCUGUACUCUUCCGUACCAAAUACUCCAUCCUCCACCACAGCGACUACAUCAGCGGCUACAGCGAGGCUCUCUCUAUGCCCCUCUGGACAUCGUACACUGUCAGCAGACAGGUUGAAGUGUCUCCUCUGCCUGAAGCUCUGUCCAACUGUGUGAGACCUGAUACCAGAGUCCCUCCAGCCUACAGCCAGUCUUGCACCAACUACAGAGCAGACAAACAGAUCACCUACGCCUUUCUGUACCCGCCACAAUUAUCCUCAACCAUAGACAAAAAAUAUGAUGCUGUCCUUAUCACCAACACCGUUCCCAUGUAUCCUGCAUUCAAGAGAAUAUGGGGCUACUUUCAGAGAGCGCUGGUGAAGAAAUAUGCCACUGAGAGAAACGGAGUUAAUGUACUCAUCGGACCCAUAUUUGACUACAACUAUGAUGGUGUCAGGGACUCAGCAGAGAAGAUUAAAGAGUAUGUCAGUGGGACAAUACCCAUCCCCACACACUACUUUGUGGUCCUCACCAGCUGCUUAGACUUCACACAGGCUGCAGACUCGUGCAGCGGCCCGCUCAGCAGCGCUGCCUUCAUCCUGCCGCACAGACCCAGCAACGAUGAGACCUGCAACAGCUCCGAGGAGGAGUCUCGCUGGGUGGAGGACUUGAUGAAGAUGCACACAGCUCGGGUCAGAGAUGUGGAGAUCUUGACGGGCCUGGAUCUGUACCGCAGAACCACCCGGAGCUACGCUGAGAUCCUCUCACUCAAAACCUACAUGCACACGUACGAGAGCGAGAUCUGAUCUUAACAUUGACGUACUGAUCUUUUUCAACCGUGGUGCAUGUAUGUGGUACAAGGAGGAGAUGUGAUCAUCUCUGUUACACUGACCUACACUAGCUUUAGCUCUCACUGGAUGCUAUGGCUGCCAUCUGCAACUGUUCUGCAGCAUCCAUCUUGUGGCCUUUUCACUGAGCAUUUGGUUUAAUCUCAUUCACUUCAUCCAUUUGUUAAGAUACAGCUUUAACAUGACUGAGCUAUUAGCUGAGGUGAGCUGCUCACUGUAGCAGUAGCAAAGCAGAACAGUUCCUCUGCUCUCUGGGUUAUUGUUUCACAAUCGAAUUCAAAUGAAUUACAGCUCAGAUUCUAUUAAUAAAAGGAACCUCCACAGUUCCUAAAACACAGUGCUUGGUUUAUCUUAUUUUAAUGUACAGCUUCAAGCAAAAUAAAAGGGUUAUAUCAAGGGUUCAGAUUAAAUCUGUAGCAGUCAUUUUGUGCCACAUUUUUAUCAGAGAGGUCAUCGAGGUUCAUUCUAAUCUGCCCUGUAGAAUUUCUACUGUUUCCCUUAAUCCCUCUCAUGACUUAGUGAAAAGUUUUAUCUCCAGCAGAGCGAACAGAUAACGUGUCAGGGGGCCCAGGGGCAGAGUAUUUACUGACAGGUCCCUACUGAACCACCUACCUGUAUGCUGCUGCCCCCAAAGUUCUCAUCCAGUACAGUGCAGACCACACACACACAUCUGCAGGUUUCACUGCUCAGUAAUAUACUGGAAUAUUAUCUAAUAUUAUUUUGAGGCAGUUUGAUUAAACACAGCUUUAUAUGUGAAAAAUCAUCAUGGUAGCACAAUAUAAACUAAAAUAAUUACUCUGGAAAUGGUCCAAGAUCAUAUAAUAAUAAUGUAUUUUAGAGUUGCACAUUUCCUAACAAGUUCACAAUCAAUUUACCAAGAAGUAACUGACACACAGUGAACUUGGGUCUUUUGACCCCCCCUCCCCGAGGGCCAAGAGCCAACAGGACAGUUGCCCUGAAUACACAUUUAAUGUUUCAUCUGUAAGCAGUUUUACACAACUUCCAUAGUUAUUUACACAUGUCGCAAAUGUACCCUGAUAAUAUUUUCUACAGUACAGUAUUUCAUGUGUGAAAAAUAUUACAUGCUAAAGACUUAAAAAAUAUUUAACUGCACUACAAAGAAUCAACAGAAUCAGUUCCAGACACAACAAUCACAUCAGUAUUAAGGCAGGAUUGUUGAACUAGUGCAAUGAGCCCAUAUUCUCCUAUAUGAUGUGGACCCACUCUGUUUGACUUUACGUUGACUCAUUAUACUACGUCUGCUUUGAGUUUCAUGCUACACUCAGAGAUCAAGAAGGCAUGUUUGACAUGGAAUAAUAAUGCAAUGUGUUUGUGUGUGUAAGGUGAAGUCAAGACAUUUGUUUGUUUGUUUGUGUGUGUGUGUGUGUGUGUGUGUGUGUGUGUGUGUGUGUGUGUGUGUGUGUGUGUGUUGUGGUGACAUUUUGUUCUGUGCACAAUAACAAUAAUGUCAAUGAUGAUGAUCUAUUAUCAUGUUUUCCCUAAAACAUCUACCACCUGUGACUGUCCUAUUUAUGCUUUAUGUAAAUU